AUGGCAUUCGGCGCUCGGGCCCCGCAGGCCUCCCACGCCCAGUUCCAUGGCGAGCUGACGGCGGCGCUGGCGGCACGACGCCAGCCCGAGCUCGACCCCAACUACCAGCUGCUCACUACCGCUGUGGACUACCUGCAUCGCAGAGUGCACCCCAGCUCCGCUCCGGAGCUCUUUGUCAGCCUGGUGCAGGGGCAGGCACUCAAGCAUGCCGAGGCAGUGCUGUCGUCGUCGGGCAAGGCAGAUCUGACGGCUGUGAAGCUGGACCCGCUCGCGGUGUCUGUGGUGGUGAUCAAGAGCCUGAGCAUGCUGCACGUGCCGCUGCUGGGCGCUGCGGCACGCGCUGAGCUCUUCAAUGCCGCCAUCGGCGACUUUGCCGGCGAAGUGCGCAUCAGCAUCAUCAGCGACGUGCUGCACCGGCUGCCGCCCAACCAAGGCCGCCUGCUCAAGGAUCUGCUGUGCUACCUGGCCCGCCUGUCGCGAUACGCGCACAGCUGCUCGGCAGAGGGGCUGGCGGGGGUGCUGGGCCCUGUGCUGCUCGACCCUGAGAGCGCCACGCUGCCUGUGGAUGCCGACAGCCUGACCAUGGCCGCCAUCUGGGUGGUGCAGGCGCUGAUUAGCCACUACGAGGAGCUGUAUGGCGAGGCGCUGCCGUUGGAGGAAGCGGUGCAGCGCAGCAAGCAGGAGCAGCUGCAGGAGCAGAUCCAGCGGCUGAUUGCCAAGAAGAAGCCGCCCGCGGGCGGCGGCGCCGGCGCCCGCGGCCCCGCCCCGGCCAAGCCAGCCAUCAGCGGCGGCAGCAGGGCAGGCAGGGGCCCAUCGCGGCUGGUCAACCCUGUGUCCACCAUGCCAGGGCAGAAGGCCAGCCAGAACUGGAUCAGCAGCGGCAGGCCGCUAGCAGACGGCGGCAUGCACGGGCGGCACCCGUCGGACGAAAAUGAGCACCCAGCUGGCAGCCGCCGCCCACCGGUGCCUCCCCUGCAGCUACCCACCGCCUCAGCGGCGCAGCAGCAGGAGGAUGGCCGGGCCGCGGGGCGGCUGUGGAGGCCGCAGGAGGCGGUGCGCAGUGGCAGCGUGGGCGAGACGCCGCGGCAGGGUGGGCCCGCGACCAGCGGCAUGCCCGGCUCGCCCAGCUGCUCGCUUACCACCAGCCGCGGCACUUCUGGCUUCUCGCACCUGGGAGCUGCUGCACCUGUGCUGAUGCGCCAGAUCGAGCUCAAGGCGGCGCUGAGGCCUCCCAGCGAGGAGCUGCCACACAAGUCGCCCUGGCGCCCGCCGGGCAAGAACGACAAGGUCAUCCACACCAAGCGGCAGCGCCCGCAGUGGUCGUGCGUUGUGCCGCUGUACCGCCCAGGCUAUGCAUCCCAGGACAACUCCCCUGCCGGAUCCGAGGUUGCGCUGUCCGACACCGCAUCCACACAAGGGUCGCCACACCUGGGCACAUCUCGGCUCAGGGCCUCCAGCAGCAGCCACCCCUUUGCCGGCUCCACGGCGGCCUCGCCACGUGCGCACGGCGGCAGCGGCGGCAGCCAGGUGCUGAGCGCUGAGGAGCUGGAUGGGCAGGUGGUGUAUGAGCUGGGGCAGUCUGGGGAGCACGCGGUACCGCUCAGCGCCGGCAUCGGCGCCAAGCGCUCUUUGGGAGACGAGAUUGAAGCCACCGGCCAGCAUGUGCCUGCCGAUCUCGGCGACGGCGCAGACCCUACCAGCGGGGCAGGCGGCGGGUUCGGCUGGGGCUGGGGCGCGGCUGGCGCCGGCGGCGCUCCUGGCGGCGAGGCUGCUGCUGCCGGUAUCGUGUAUGGCAACUCGGGAGCAGCUGUGGAUGGCAUGCACAGCACGGGUGGCGCCGGCGGUGCAGCAGGCGGCGGCGAGGCAGGCAGCGGCUUCACCACAGCCGGCCUACAGCACAUUGCUGCCAAGCUGCGUAACGGCAGCAUGACGCCGGCCAGGGCGGCGGCGCCACCUGGCGACGGCCGCUAUGCCAGCUACGAGGGCAGCGUGGAGUCCAGCAGGCAGGGCGCAGCGCCAGGCUCGCUGGGUGUGGCUGCUGCCGCCAGCGGCGCCGGCGGACGGGUGUCCGGCACCCUCCGCCAGGCGGCAGGCGGCACACGGGGGCGUCCCACCCCGCUGCACAUCAGCCGCGUCAGCGUGGCAGACUUGCUGCAGGGCUCGGGCGGGGAGGCAGGCAGCGAGCCGCAGCCUGGGGAGGCCCCCCAGCUGCAUACCAUGUCCAGGCAGGCACAGGCCAGCAUCAGCAGGUUGGCAGCAUCCAUGCACGGAGGCGGUAUGCAGGGGGUCACGCCCAACGACAUCCGCACCGCGCUGUCAGGCGGGCGGGCAGGCGCCGUGCCGGCGUCUGCCCUGCGGGAUGCGGCCGUGGAGUUUACCGAUAUCACCGGGCGUACAUGGAGCCAUGGAGUGGCACAGAACCUGGCGGCGGCUGGCCUGUUUGCCACACCAGAGGUCUCCUCGCGGCCCCCGGCCCCAGCCGAGGGAGAGUAUCCCAACCUGGGCUUGCCGGCGUGGACGGCAGGCGGCGCCGCAGCCGGCGGCUCCUCGGCGGCGGCCUUCGGCUCAGCGCUGGCAGCAGAGGCCGCGAUGGCGACCCCUGCGGCGGCCGCCCUGGCGCAGCUGGGCAGCCUCUACAUCAAUGAGAAGACAGGGCAGAUCAUGCAGAAGACAGCGGUGGAUGAGGAAGGGCACAUGGCCUACCUGCCGGCAGGCAUCUCACUGGAGGAGCUGCUGACUGCGGCGGAAGACCUGCAGCAGAUGCUGCCCACGCCCAUGACCUCCCGCCCUGUGUCGCCGACGGCGGCGGGGCCGCUGGAUGGCGGCGGCGAGUACACGCCCCUGGACCUGGCUGUGCUGAUGGCGGCGCAUGCCAAGAAGUUGAAGAAGGAUCAGGAUGCCAGGCUGGAGCUUCGCCUGGUGGAGAAGCAGCUGAACCAGCAGCACGGCUUCCCCCGGCCGGCAGCCACGCCACGGCUGGGCAGCGGCGCGCCGCCGCCACCGCCGCCGCCGCCGCUGCCCCCCGGCUGCUCGGCGAGCAAGCCGGCGAGGCCAGCGGGUGGCGCGGGCCCGCCCCCUCCUCCGCCGCCUCCCAAGCUGCCUCCCGGCUGCUCGGCCAGCAAGCCGGCCAAGCCGGCAGCUGGAGCAGGCCCGCCUCCUCCUCCGCCGCCUCCCAAGCUGCCUCCCGGCUGCUCCUCUGCCAAGAAGGCUGCGGCACCGCCACCCCCGCCACCGCUGCCACCCAAGCCAGGGGCCAAGGGCGCCGCAGCGCCUCCCCCGCCACCCCCGCUGCCGCCAAAGCCGGGAGCCAAGGGUGCCCCUCCGCCGCCGCCGCCUCCAAUGCCGCCCAAAGGCGGCGCCAAGGGCGCAGGCCCGCCCCCACCACCUCCGCUGCCACCCAAGGGCGGCACCAAGGGAGCGCCGCCGCCGCCGACGAUGCCCGGCGGCAAGCCAGGAGGUCCGCUGCCGCCACCGCCGCCACCUCCCCCGGGCACCCUGGGCAAGAAGCGGGCCGAGAAUGCCGACGCAAACGCCGGCCUGCAGCCCGGUUGCGUGGUGCCGCGGUCGCCCACCUCAGCCGCCCGCCGAGGCAGCUCUCUGGAGGAGGAGCAGGCCAGCGAGGCGCAGCGCCGCCGCCUGAAGCAGCUGCACUGGGACAAGCUGAAGCAGGCUCGGGAGGGCACGGUGUGGAGCCGGGCCAACCGCGACAAGCUGCACCUGGAUCUGCGCCAGCUGGAGUCGCUGUUCCAGAUCAUGGAGGCCAAGGCCAUCAAGCGGGGCGGCCCCAAGGAGGACGAGGUGCGCCUGGUGGAGCACCGCCGCGCCCACAACAUCCUCAUCGAGCUGUCGGGCAUCCGCAAGCCCUUUGACGAGAUCAAGGACGCCUUGCUGCGCAUGGAUGCCGCCGCCCUCAGCGUGGAGCAGCUGUCUGUGCUGUCGCGUGCCGUGCCCGACGACCAGGAGCGCAAGGACAUUGAGCUGUACCUGGCUGGCAAGCACCCCAAGUACAAGGGCAAGAGCGAGGUGGAGCGGCUGGGCACCGUGGAGCGAUACUUUGUUGAGGUGAAGGACAUCCCGCGCCUGGCCGAGCGCAUCCGCUGCUUCAUCUUCUCCCGCACCUACAGGGCCACGCACGGCAAGUGUGUUGAGCACUUGGAGGUGGUGCGGCAGGCGUGCCGAGAGCUGCAGGGCUGCGCCUCCUUCUCCAAGCUGCUGCAGGCGGGCACCCAGCGCGGCGCGGCGGCCGGCUUCAAGCUGGACACUCUGCUGAAGCUGGCAGAUGUGAAGGGCACCGACCGCAAGACCAGCCUGCUGCACUUUCUUGUGGAGGAGGAUGAGGGCAUGAAGGAGAUGAGCGCUGAGCUGGAGCACCUCAAGCAGGCCGCCAACAUGCAGGCAAGCAGCCUGGCGGCUGACAGGCACUCAACACCCGCGCUGGCUGCCCUCAAGGGCCUGAUCGGCGAGGUGCGGCUGGGCCUGCGCCAGAUCAACACCGAGGUGGUGCAGGCGGCCAAGAGCCGCGACCAGGAGGGCUCCGGCAGCCGCCACUUCAGCGAGAUGAUGGCGGGGUUCCAUGCCGAGGCGGCGCAGGAGUUCCGGGAGCUGGAGGCACUGGAGAAGCGCAUGUAUGAGGAGCUGUGCGAGGCGACAGAGUACUUCGGGGAGGAGUAUGCGCCGGCCGACGCCACCCGCGUGCUGCGCACCGUGCGCGACUUUGUGGUGCUGUUUGAGAAGGGCCUGGCCGACAUCCGGGCGCGGGAGAAGGCGGCUGCCAAGGCGGAGGAGGAGGCUCGCAAGCGGGAGAGCAUCCAGGCUGCCAUCCAGGCACGGCGCACCCAGAACGCUGAGCCGCCAGCAGACCCCAUGCACCUCAUGCAGCUGCGCCAGUCGCGGACCAGCAGCCAGGGGGAGGCGCCCGGCGCUGCAAAGGAUGCAGCGGAGCCGGCAGCAGGCACUCCAGGAACAGGCGCAGCAGCAGAGGCCCCGGCCACAUUAGCAAUGACAGCCGAGGGCAGGGCUGAGCAGGAGGCGGCUUCUGCCUCCACCGAGCCAGCAGACCAGUCAGGAGGACCAGUUGCUCGGCAGGAGGAGCAGCAGGCCAGUGCUCCUGCCGACUCGCUGGCGCCGGAAGUUGGCGCCGCUGCAGCCGGCUCGCUGGCAGCAGCGGCCGAGGAGCAUGCACACCGGGAGCAGCAGGCUGCUGUGGAGUUUGCACUUGCAGAGGCUGAGGUUGCCUCGCGGCAUGGGGUGGCUGAGGAGCAGCAGCCGCUGGUGGUGGACGUGCCGCUGCCUGCAGCAGACGCGCCCGAAGCAGCCACUCCGCCUGAGGCGGAGCCAGCAGCAGACGGUACCCCUGCCGGCAGCGCCCCUCCCGCCACCCCUCCCAGCCUUCUCCAGGCUGUCAUGCAGCUGGCUGAUGACUGGGGCAGCAUGUUUAGCGGCGGCAUGAACCUUGCAGCAGCCGCCACGGCAGCUCCCCCGCAGGCUUCCGCGGCAGCAGAAGUCUUGGAAGCGGCGGCGGAAGCCACCCCCAGCAGCUGGCAAGGUGGGUCUACGGCGACGCCUGCGCAGAUCCAGCAGUCAACGGCAGUGGCGGCAGGUGGCGAGGAGCUGGAGCAGCAGCAUUCGCAGCAGCAGCGGCAGGAUGGCUGGGACAGCCCCGGCAGCAGCCUGGACGGGCUGCUGGCGGUGACUGCUCACUCGGAGCUGCCGCCUGGGUCUGUGGGCAUGACCACAGCGGCUGCCUCCCGGCCGCCUCGCCAGCUGGAGGAAUUCAUGACCCCCAUGCCGCAGCCUGACUGGCUGGAGGAGGAGGGCGUGGCAUCGAGCGGCAAGUCCUCUGGCAGCAGCAGCGGCUCGGCGGCGCCCGAGGGCGCCAGCAGCGCGGCCAAGGCGGUGUGUGAGCCGUCAAGCCUGGUUGAGUUGAACAGUUGA
Chlorella variabilis is the source of this 5934-nucleotide messenger RNA. RefSeq lists its product as hypothetical. The transcript is spliced from 22 exons. The record is from RefSeq and is a predicted model, not a curated record. Bases 1 to 5934 code for a protein of 1977 amino acids. Gene Ontology annotation, biological process: signal transduction. Lineage: Eukaryota; Viridiplantae; Chlorophyta; Trebouxiophyceae; Chlorellales; Chlorellaceae.